AUCAUAACAUCUUCCGUUCGGCUAAGUAAGUUGGCUUAUUUUAUUUUUUUUAUUCAAAUUUUUUUUAUAUUUAUUAGUUUUUCGUCAAUUUUUUAAAAAUUAUUGCAUCGUCGUAACAAGAAAAAUCUAAAAAGUAAAAAAUUACAAUCGAAACCUAAUUUUUUUGAAAAAUGACAAAAAUAAGUCAUUAACUAAUUUUUUCGUCUUUAUUAAAAAAUUAAAUUUUGAUCAUAAUUUUUUACUUUUUAGAUUUCUCUUGUAUAAUAAUCUCCAAAAAUUUGACGAAAAACUAAUAAAUACGAAUUUUUUUUGAAUAAAGACAAAAAAGAGAAGCCAAUUAGCUUAUUUAGGGUAACAAGUAUACUGUCAUGAUCUUCAAGAAGGCCCCCUGUAUUUAAAUAAACCCUGUUUCUGGAGCAUUCCUGUGCUUAGCGUUUUAACUUUGAGCAAUUGAUCUCCCCCGAGAUUUCCGCAUUCUACUUGAUCAAAAUGUAAUCUUGAUCUUUCCUGCUUAAGUUAUAUACAUAUAUAAAUAUACGUACACAUAAAUUAGACUGGUUGUGAGUAAUUCGUCGACAAGAACAAUGACCGCCGGAGAAGAAAGGAGUAGCGAUUUCUAUGCAGUUCUGGGCUUGAAAAAGGAAUGCUCUACGGCUGAGCUAAGAAAUGCUUACAAGAACCUUGCAAUGAGAUGGCACCCAGAUCGUUGUACAGCUUCUGGAAAUGCAAAGUACAUGGAGGAGGCGAAGAAGAAAUUUCAGGGCAUUCAACAGGCAUAUUCUGUUCUUUCUGACACCAACAAGAGGUUUCUGUACGACGUUGGAGUCUACGAUAGCGAUGAUGACCAAAAUGGUAUGGGUGAUUUUCUCAAUGAAAUGGUAGAUAUCAUGUGCCAAGACGAUUGUAACGAAAAUGGGGAGGAGAGCUUUGAGGAGUUGCAGGAGCUGUAUGAGGAACUGUUUCAGAGUGAUAUUGAAGCAUUUGGUUCCACCUCUCCGAUUGUGAACCCUUCUUCCUGUUCAUCAUCUUCAUAUGCCUCUUGUGGCGAGAGCUCCGAUGCUUCCAACAAGCGUAAUUCCUCUGAAAUGUACUCAGGAAGGGCCACAAAUGAUUCUGGAUUUGAUGCCCAUUUUGAGGGAUUUUGCUUUGGGACAGGCGGAGGAAAAUCCCAAGAAGAGGGGAAAAGCAGCAGCAGGAGGAGGAAAUUCCAAUGGGAGGAGCCGUAACUAGGCAGCAUGGCAGGAAACAGAAGGUUUCAUCUGGCCAUGACGUCUCCUCAGGUGACUAUUACUCUAGUAUUUAUGCUUACGUUGCGAUGGCUAGUUCACCAAUUGAUUCAAAUCUACCCAUACAGUUCCAAGUUCAACAUGACUUCACAAUUUACGUAGAUGAAGAUGCCCAGACAACUCGGUCAGCAAGAUUGCCUGAUAUGUAAGGCGCAAAUCAGCAUUUGAUGGAUUGUAACUAGCCAUUUCAACUUCUAAGUUUAAAUAGUUCCGUUGUAGGAAGGUUGUGAUGUAGUUCUUUCGUUUGAUUGUGAGUUGCAAUAUUUAUCUCCUUUUUACCCCUUC
Messenger RNA from Rhododendron vialii, 1571 nucleotides. RefSeq lists its product as uncharacterized. The record is from RefSeq and is a predicted model, not a curated record. The transcript has 6 exons. NCBI's taxonomy places the organism in Eukaryota, Viridiplantae, Streptophyta, Magnoliopsida, Ericales, Ericaceae. The coding region runs from base 585 to 1226 and encodes 213 amino acids.